AACAAAUAAUUUAAAUACUAGCCCUUUCCACCCAAUAAUGGCAACCAUGGCCAAGGAUACAGAGGUGCCACUUCUGACACCAAUAGGAAAUUACAAUGAAGAUGAUGAGUUGCACAACCCAAUACUGAAACCAUCAAAUUGGCCUUUUACUAAUUCAUCAUUCAAAGCUGACGAAGAUGAUAUCCAACAAAUCCGUGGAGUGAAAGAUUUAAUCCGAGAGUUUUCUGUGGAGUCCAAGAAACUAUGGUACCUUGCUGCUCCAGCCAUUUUCACUUCUGUUUGCCAAUAUUCCAUCGGUGCCGUAACUCAAGUAUUUGCUGGUCAUGUUGGUACCAUUCAACUAGCGGCCGUCUCCAUCGAAAACUCUGUCAUUGCUGGUUUUGCUUUUGGUGUCAUGUUGGGCAUGGGAAGUGCAUUGGAGACACUAUGUGGACAAGCAUUUGGAGCAAAACAACUUGAAAUGCUAGGAACUUACAUGCAACGAUCAUGGGUAAUCCUCACUACCACAGCCCUGGUUCUAAUAUUUCCUUACAUUUUCGCCACCCCACUUCUCAAAUUCAUCGGUCAAACGCCAGAUAUAUCGAAAUGGGCAGGUAUGUUUGCUGUGUGGAUGAUUCCACAGUUGUUCGCCUAUGCACUGAACUUUCCGAUACAAAAAUUCUUGCAAGCUCAAAGCAAGAUCAUGGUGAUGGCGGCCAUAGCGGCAGUUGGUCUAAUCGGACACACAUUGUUCAGUUGGCUGUUGAUGCUCAAGCUAGGGUGGGGACUGGUGGGUGGUGCGGUGGUGCUGAAUGGUUCGUGGUGGUUCAUAGUGGUGGCUCAGCUGGUGUAUAUUUUAAGUGGGACUUGUGGACAAGCUUGGUCUGGAUUUUCUUUAAAGGCUUUUCAAAAUCUUUGGGAUUUUGUUAAAUUAUCUUUUGCAUCGGCUGUCAUGCUCUGCUUAGAGAUGUGGUACUUUAUGGCACUAAUUCUCGUUGCUGGAUACCUCAAGAAUGCUGAAGUAGCUGUGGAUGCAAUUUCUAUUUGCAUGAAUAUAGAAGGCUGGAUGUUCAUGGUGGCACUUGGAUUCAAUGCUGCAAUAAGCGUGAGAGUGUCAAAUGAACUAGGAGCAGGGCAUCCAAGAACUGCAAAAUUUUCAGUAAUAAUAGCCUCCAUCACUUCGCUUUUAGCCGGCGUCUUCCUCUCAUUGGUUCUACUUUUUUCUCGGAGUUGGUAUCCUCCAUUGUUUUCAAAUAGUGCGGAAGUCCAGCAGGUUGUAUAUGAGCUCACACCUAUGUUAGCAGUCACCAUUAUUGUUAGCAGUCUUCAACCUACUCUUUCAGGGGUGGCCAUAGGAGCAGGGUGGCAAGCAUACGUCGCAUAUGUGAACAUAGCUUGCUACUAUUUGUUUGGUAUUCCCAUAGGUCUCAUACUUGGCUUCCUCCUUGACAUUGGCGUUAAGGGAAUCUGGUAUGGGAUGCUAGCAGGUAUGACUCUUCAAACUGGUGUCUUGAUCAUGAUGGUCCUUCGAACUAAUUGGAACAAGGAGGCUUCCCUUGCCAGAGACAGAAUAAAACAAUGGGGAGGAGACUCGGAGGCCAAAGAAAAUGGUGAAAACCUUGUUAGCUGAGUGCAGGCCAAAUUGAAAUUAUACUGCCUGUUUAAUCUGAAUGCCACAAAUGAUUAUAGAGAACAAAGUAUAAUAGUUUGCAUUUAUGUCAAUUCUUUCAAUAUUCACACAGAGGAAUCUAAUGUUUGGCGAAAAAAGAGGGCUUUUUUCGCUUUUAACCCUGCCAGACUGUAGGGAGGAGAAAUAAAAACCAUCAAACAUGCAAACAGAUGAUAAAUGCGAAGUCUAGUGCAUGGCAGAA
Molecule: messenger RNA, 1850 nt
Organism: Nicotiana tabacum (common tobacco)
Lineage: Eukaryota; Viridiplantae; Streptophyta; Magnoliopsida; Solanales; Solanaceae
Product: protein DETOXIFICATION 30
Biological process (GO): xenobiotic detoxification by transmembrane export across the plasma membrane
Cellular component (GO): membrane
Molecular function (GO): antiporter activity; xenobiotic transmembrane transporter activity
Source: RefSeq, a predicted model, not a curated record